Magallana angulata is the source of this 2847-nucleotide messenger RNA. Its product is annotated as protein asteroid homolog 1-like. The transcript has 2 exons. The record is from RefSeq and is a predicted model, not a curated record. Lineage: Eukaryota; Metazoa; Mollusca; Bivalvia; Ostreida; Ostreidae. The coding region runs from base 39 to 1985 and encodes 648 amino acids.
CUAUAGACCAAGGACUAAAUUACUUUUAAAGAUUCAUCAUGGGAAUUAAAGGGAUAAAGAAACUUAUUGAAAGCAAUGAAGAUCUCCUCCUAGCUAAUUGUGAGUUGCAGAGUACCGAACUUGUAAUUGACGGACCCAAUCUCUUACAUUUCCUGUUUACAACAAGUAAGGACCUCGACUUUUUACAUGGUGGAGACUACAACGAAUUUGCAUCAGUUAUUCGAGAUUUUUUUCAAACUCUCCAAUCAUGCCACGUUCGUCCACUAGUUGUUAUGGAUGGUGGACAUUCCAUAGAUGAUAGAAAAUUAAAGACAAAGAAAAGUCGAACAGAACAACGAAUUAACAGAAUAAGGUUCCAGUGUAACUUCCGGCCACAUAAAGGAAGAAACAAACCAAAGUUUGAGUACAAAUGCCUGCCAAUUUUGGGGUAUGAUUUGUUCUUAGAAGUUCUACGAGACAUGGGCAUCGAGGUCGUUGCCUCUCCAUUUGAGGCUGAUAAGGAAAUAGCUGCAAUUGCAAACGACAAACAAUGUCCUGUACUAUCACAGGACGCCGACUUUUAUGCUCUGCCGAUUACUGCUGGAUUCCUUCCUAUUGAUUAUCUCAGGAUGAAAACGGAGAGAAAGCACGGGAAAGAAAUGAGCAAGUUUCUAAAGUGUAAAAUUUACCAUUUUGAAAAAUUCACAUCCCUAUUUCCCAGACUUGGUCAGAAAGUUUUCCCACUUCUUGCAAUUCUUCUUGGAAACGACUAUACGGAUAAAGAAGAUUUUCAAGCCUUUGUAGAUCGGAUUUCUAAUGUGCUGCCUGGUAGUUCCUAUCACUUGUCUUUGAAUUUAGAAAAUGAAAUGCAAAAGAAAAUAAUGCAGUGGUUGAUGCAGGAAGAAUCGUUUGGAAUGGCUCAGAAUAGAAUGAAAACAGUCCUUGGAGAGGACAUUGUGAAAAAGGCAUUGUGUCUUGUAGAAGAUGCGUAUACUAUCGACAAAAAACAAGAACCACAAUGCUCUUUGUCGAUGCCAGAGUGGUUCAUGUCGAACCACACAGACUGUCUUAUUCCCAGCAUUUUCAUGACUAUUGCCACGUCACACAGAAUUUUCUUUGCAUGUCAACCAGAAGACUUUGCAAGUCCAUCCUCUUACAAGUGCUCGAUGAAAAUAAGACGAGUUAUUUACAGUAUUUUGUUGAAGGAUACUGGGAAAACCACCGUCUCAGAAUAUGACAGAGCUGAUCCGACUCCUUCUUCGACACAUACUUCUGCCAAUCAACACGGCAACACCCAGAGCCUAGAAUGCCAAGAGAUAGGUAUUCACGACAACGGUUUUCCCAGACUUGCCGAUAUUCCCCAUAUGGCUGAUGAGGAUAAAAGAGGUUUGGUUUUGAAAGUUUUACAAGCAGAAAAUGCUUUCACCGAGUUUGAACCAGACACCCGAUUUUUGCUGGCGAUUUUACGGUAUUGGUCCAAGAAUUCAUUCCCCGGGAUUAACAUCCUCCAUGUAAAGACAUUGCUCGUUUGCUGGAUUUUUCUUUCAGUCGAAUCUUAUGUAAAGAAAGCUGACCAAAGCCUAGAUGAACAUCGAUUAGAUAGAAAAAGAAAUUUUGAUUCCAUGAUGUCAGAUUUAACAUCAGAACAAAUCAAAGCCAUGUUUGAUGAAUUCAAAAGAAUACGUCACGCAAAAAAGCCACAAGGAAUACGAUUUGAUAUUCUUCAAGGGUUUGCACAGUUUCAAACGUGCAUCAUGGCAGCAUAUGAUUUGAAUUCUCUGUUGAAUUUUCCUUUCCGAAAACAUCAAAUUCAGCUGUUGUUUUGUGGCCGAUUUCUGCAUGACUUUUAUGGGAUGUUAGAAAAAGAGAGAUACGACAUUCGAGCACUUCUGCGAGAAGGAAGCAAACUUGGAAUUUUUUACAGCAAAGUUAUGAGGGAAUUUGGUGACGACGAAACUGUUUUCUAUCAACGAAAUUCACAAAACUCUGGAAAUGCUCUACAAUAAAAAAAAAAGUGAAAAAUAUGUCAAAUGGAAGAAAUAUAUUCAUAUCUUUUAAAGAAAGAAAAAGAAAAUGGAGAUAUUUUGAUUAAGGAUUUUUCUUCCUAUUUUUGUUAUGUUAAAAUUAAACUUUUUAGGAGGGGGGAGGGAUGGCGGUGAUAGCAUGCUUUACAAAUUUUAUUUUUAUAUGAUUUUGAAGAACAAAAUUGGUAAACUCAUUUGUUCAAAGUUUAACAAUCAGAUGGCAAUCUUGGUUAUAAUCUAAUACUUGGUUUAUAGAUUCAUAAUAGGAUAGAAAUUACUCAGUAAGUGCGUUGAAAAUGUCAUAAUUUGGCAUUUACUUAUAUAUUUAAUUUGCUAGAAUUUAAAAGUUUUCAAACGAUCAAACUGUAUAUACGUAUGACGUAGAUUGAAACAAAAAUAUUGCGACAGUUAUCGUUCCUAUUCUGUAUUUUGGUUUUCAAUACUCAAGAACGAUGUACACCAUUCAUCAUCAAUAAAAAAAAACUUAAAUUUAUAAGGUAUUACAUGUAAUUAAGAUUUAGAAAAUAUGGAACAUGGAAUUCGAUUUGAAUGAUGGUUAUACCGGUAUCAUUAAUUUACCGACUGCGAAUAUAACUAUCUCCCUUGCCGAUGCUGCAAUAGAAGAGAAGUUUAUGCAUACAUGUAUAUGAGAGAUGUUGUCAAUGCAUGCAUUACUUUGAUUGUGAACCAUUUUUCUGAAAUGGCAAUGCCGUUUGGGUUUACGUUGUGUUUAAAUUAAGGGAGCGUGUCAAGGGUCAUUUAUUUAGUACUUUUAUUUUUCUUAUACUAUUAAUGAUAUUUAAAGUGCAUACUAACAAAGCUAUAAAAAAAAUUUGAAGUCCUC